CGGAGGCUGCCUGCAGCCGUCGCUGCUGCUUCUUCUGGGGCUGCUGCUGCUGCGGGUCUCGGCGGGGCCAGUCCCGAGCGAAGUCGACGCUGAGGUAGGGCCCCGCUUCGCUGCUGCCCUUUGGGCGGUCGGGCGCGUCGGCAGGUAGGCCGGCCGCCCUGGCUCUCCCUGCGCCUGCAACUCUGUCCUCCCCGCCGGCGGAACAAAAGAGCGGCGCCGGCAGCAGCUCAAGGGCAAGGAGGAGAUGGCCGGGGACAGGCCGGUCUGGGCCAGCGGGAGGCCCAAGGGAGGCAGCCCUUCCCAGCCGGCCGCCUGCGCUCUGUUCCGCGCUCCAGUCUGGCGGGGCUGGGAGUGCGGCCCAAAGAGCGGUGCCGGCCGCGCCCCGGGGCGGAGGUGACCGGCGGGGCCAGGCCAAGGCCAGAGGCUCUGCGCCCCAGCGGGCGGAGGCCAAAGCAACGGCCGAGGACGACUCCGGGACGUGGCCCACGUGGUGCGCCGCAGCCGGCCUGGGGGCUCGCUGGCCGCAGGGUACUCCGGGGGGGGGCUCCUUCCCUGCCGCGUCUGGAGCUGCGAAGUCACAAGAGCGAGCCGGGACGGGCUUCCCAGGCUUGGCUCGAAGCGGGCAGCUGGUGGGGAAAGUGGCGGCUGAAGCUGCUUCAGGCGCUUUGGGCGGCGCGAGAGGUGCGCCCAGUCAUGCCAAAGUGCACCGGCGCGGUUGAGGCUGGCGCCCCCUCUAGUCUGCCCUUGCCGCCCUGGACUUGCCUGGUAGGCGCCGCCUCUUUCCCUGGGCCGCCUAGAGGGAGCGCAGAGUGAAAGUGAGCGGAGGCUGCAUCGCCUUUCGUCGAGCGCGAUCACUGGGGCUGGCUUGGCUCGACUGGUGCCCUCCGGAUGCUUUGGACUACAACUGGUCCCGUCAGCCCGGCCGGAUGGCAGGACCAAUGGCAAGAGACGAUGGUAGUUGUAAGUCUGGAGGGCGCCGGAUGGGCGAAGGCUACAGGGAGCUCCAGAGGAAGCUGGUUCGCUCCUGCUCGGCUCGGCCCCUCGCAAAAAAGCCAAAGGGCUUUUGAUCCAAAGAUCACAAACUCCUUUUGCAGGCCUGGUUGCAGUUCUAUGGUUACCUCCCGCAGUCCAAUCACCAGAUGUCCACUCUGCGCUCAGCUCAGAUCCUCUCCUCUGCCUUGUCUGAGAUGCAGAGUUUUUACGGCAUCCCUGUGACAGGCAUCCUGGAUGAAGAGACCAAAGUGUGGAUGAAGCGGCCCCGCUGUGGUGUCCCUGACAAGUUUGGGGCUCAGGUCAAGGCUAACAUGCGACGGAAGCGGUAUGCACUGACUGGGCGGAGGUGGAGCCAGGUUCACCUGACCUUCAGCAUCCAGAACUACACAGAGAAGUUGGGUGCCUUCUACUCUUACGAUGCCAUCCGCCGAGCCUUCCAAGUGUGGGAACGAGUGACCCCACUUGCCUUCCAGGAGAUCCCAUAUGAUGAAAUCGGGCACAAGAGGAGGAAGGAAGCGGACAUCUUGGUGCUCUUUGCCUCUGGAUUCCAUGGGGACAGCUCCCCCUUUGAUGGGGUUGGGGGCUUUCUGGCCCAUGCAUAUUUUCCGGGUCCUGGUAUGGGAGGGGAUGCACAUUUUGACUUGGAUGAGCCCUGGACACUUGAGAAUGCAGAAGUGUCUGGGAACAACCUCUUCCUGGUGGCCAUUCAUGAGCUUGGCCAUUCCUUGGGCCUGGAGCAUUCCAACAACCCCACUGCCAUCAUGGCUCCUUUCUACCAGUGGAUGGACACAGAGAACUUCCAUCUGCCAGACGAUGACCUUCAGGGCAUCCAGCAGCUCUAUGGUUCUCCAGGGGGACAGCCUCAGCCCACCAAGCCCCUCCCAACUGUGGUGCCCAGAAAACCAGGUUACAAGCCUCCCAGACCACCCCCUCCUGGCAAGCCAGAAUGGCCCCCCAGUCAUGACAACCCAGACCAAUAUGAGCCCAACAUCUGUGACGGGAACUUUGAUACAGUGACAAUGCUACGUGGGGAAAUGUUUGUCUUCAAGGGCCGUUGGUUCUGGCGAGUUCGCCAUAACCGGGUGCUGGACAACUACCCUAUGCCCAUCGGGCACUUCUGGAGAGGCCUCCCUGGGAACAUUGAUGCUGCGUACGAGAGGCAAGAUGGGCAGUUUGCAUUCUUUAAAGGGGAUCAGUACUGGCUUUUCCGUGAGGCGAGCUUGGAGCCAGGUUACCCGCAGCCCUUGACCAGCUAUGGGCUGGGCAUUCCUUAUGACAAGAUGGAUGCUGCCAUCUGGUGGGAGCCCACAGGGCAUACCUUCUUCUUCAGAGGGGACAGGUAUUGGCGCUUUGAUGAGGAGAGCCGCGCUGUGGAUCCAGGUUACCCUAGGAAGAUCAGCAUAUGGGCCGGAGUCCCUCCUGCUCCCAAGGGAGCCUUCUUAAGUUCUGAUGCAACCUACACUUAUUUCUACAAAGGCAGGAUGUAUUGGAAGUUUGACAAUGAGCGGCUGAAAACAGAGCCUGGGUACCCCAAGUCGAUUUUGCGGGAUUUUAUGGGAUGCCAUGAGGAGGUGGCCACAAACCCUGACCCUCGUCAUAGGUGGCCUGAUGUGGGCAAGCCUCCCAUCACCCCAGAUGGCACCGGGCAGGGCAAGGAAAAGGAGGUGACGGAGGAGGAAGGCAAAGGGGGCGCUCAUCCUGCUGAGGAGGACAAGGAAGCAGAAAUGGAUGACGAUGGCAAUGGUGCGGAAGGUGGCAGAGACCCUGGCUAUGGUAGUGACGGCAGCAACGUGGACAUUGUGGUGCACGUGAAUGAUUACCCCCUGACCAUGAGUGUUGUCCUGGUGGCCCUGCUGUUGCUCCUCCUCCUCUGCGUCCUGGGCCUCCUCUACGUCAUUGUGCAGCUCCAGCGGAAGGGCACCCCUCGCCUGCUCCUCUACUGCAAGCGGUCCCUGCAGGACUGGGUCUGACGUCUGGUCAUCGCGAGGGGUUCUUCCUUGCCACCACGGUCCCAAAAGAGAGUUGGUGCCCAGGGAGACUGUUCCCCCCCUCUGGCUUCCCACUGACACCUCUGGAGGAAGAGCUGUUGAUGUCUCUGGGCUUGGCCAGAUCUUUCACCUCCCACCUCCCCAGCCUUCCUUGCAGAGUAUUGUUGCAGGAAGGUUUCGCAUUCCUCGGCCAAACAUCCUGCCAGGCAUUUACUGGGAGAAGGUGAGUGGCUGGUCUCUCCUGUUCUGUGUGCCUGUCUGCUGUCCACCUGCCCAAGUGACCCCUGUGGGAAAGGUUCUGAUGCGUGGCUUUCUCUUGUUACUGGAGGUUAAUCCUGUGGAUCGCAUUCCCCACUUGGAGGGGGGGGUCUAUCUCGUACGUGCACGGUGUUCCAGACCCAUGUUUGCAAGGACUGAAGGAUGGGGCUGCUUCCCCAUUUUGCAUCUGUUCCAUCCUUGCUGUUUGUGUACAUACUUUGUGACCUGAUACCCACCUGCCUGGUGCUGCUCACGUUAGACUGGAUGUGGGGGGAGAUAUUUCGUCACUUUUGAGGGCAACUGGCUGAGUGAGGCCUUACCCCAGUCAAUGGGCGAUAUUAGAUGUUUGUUCCAACAACUGUCUCAGAUAGGGUGGUGUGCACUUGGGUGGCUGCAGAUAUGUGCCACAGGCUCAGCAACUGACAUAUUGAAAACCUUGACUUUUAUGUUCAAUUUUUUUACCCCUGGCCACUUUGAUUGCAGAGCAAAACUUGGGAAAUGUUUCUACUGUAAUUGCCAGAGUACGUACUGCUGCCGAAACCUCUGAAGCCAGGAUGUGGGAAGGCUCAGUAGGACUCUUUGGACAAAAGACUGGUUGAGGGCCCUGCACAGCGCUGUGUGUUUCUCCAUCUUAUUGGUCUCUGGCCCACCAUGUGCCUCUUGUUCCUUGCCUACCCCUCCCCACCUUCUCUUUGCCUCCAUUGCCCUGUUCUUUGCUGCAGAUCUUGGAAGCAGACUGGUGGGCAGAAUCCCCUUGAUGCAGGCAUAGUUCAGCUCUAGUAUUCCAGUUUCUAGGCUGUCUGGGAGGCCUGCAGGGAUGUUGUUCUGUAACUGUGAAUGGGAAGUGACCACAUGGCUCUACCCUAACUGUCCAAGGCACUAACGGGGGAGGGGGAGAGGAAAUUGUUGGUGGCUCCCCUUCUUACAAGUCUCUCCCUGGAGUUGGUAGCCAUCAACAGCAAUUGUGCCCUGUGCUCAGUCAGACAACUGGUCAGAUGUGGCCAAGAGAAUUGGCUUUGGAGGCCCCUCAUACCACAUUGGAGGAGGGGGUGAUUCAACACUUUGGAGGAGGAAUCUGAGCUGGCUUGGGGGUAAUUUCUGAGAUUUGGAAGGCUGAGGACCAAUUUGCACACGUGAUAUGUCUGUGACAUCUCUCCUAAGGAUGAUUCCCUGAUUUAGAUGUACAAUCACAUUGCUGGGACUGUGUAAGACAUACACAUGAGCCAUUCACAUGAAAAUUUGUGCAUGUUUUUCUGGCCACAGAAACAGCAUGUGUGCAUCUUCCUGAAAGUGGGAAUUGCAAUAAGGAUUGCCCUAAUACACCAAAGAGGAGCUGUAGAACUUGGCUCAAUGCCAUGAGAGAUUUGGGAGGAUUAAGUGGGUGCUAGGGCUGCUGGUCUCUAAUAGGUUUUGAUAAUUCCAAAGAGACUCUGCAAUCAAUCUCAAAAACACAAUUGUGGUUGUGCACACACCUCCUCCCCCUCUGGUCUCUGGAGAUGCAUUUUCAACCAACUCCAAUAUUUGAGAUGCUGGGGGCAACGUGUCCCUUUUCCUCUUCUCUGUUUGGCCACUCACUUGCGUCCAACUACCUAUUGCUUUGCAACAUGCAAAUUGAACAGAUUUGUGCAAAAUGAGCAAAGUUGCAUUAAUUUGCCUAGAUGGUAUGGCUUCCAAGUGCCUUCACACAGCAUUUUGGGGUGUCUUGAUGGGGGGGGGUGUAGAUAGAAAGGAGGUGUGUCUAAAUCCUGCACCAGAAAAAGCUGGAUACUGUAACCUGUACAUGAUAUACAACUAAAUGUUUCUGCUUAUUCCAUCAUUUAUUUUGCUUCUGCUAAUAGUAAUGAGGACUAAGGAACGAAGACCCCUCUCCUCCCCAGAGGAACACUGGGGAUCUAAGUGAAUUGCCCUUCUGCCUUCUGAGGUUUUGCUAGGUGUUGCCCACUUAGCUUUACAGCCAUAAGGCUAAUAUUUAUCAAACAAGACUGUCUUCCUGUUGCAAAACACGGAUCACUGGAACUGAGCAGCCUGGGAAUCUUUUCCCCCUCUCUCUCAUUUAUAUUUAAAACAAUAUUUUGGCCUCUCAGGACUGCAGAGAAGAGGGAGAAGGGCAAUGACAAGAACACAUGGUGCUUGAUGCUGUGAGGGGAGGGCCACCCAAUGUCAAGGGGGAAACCCUGCCCCCAUGGUGCCGGUCCUGUUCCCGCCUGCUGUCUGCGUGUAGCUUGUUUAGCCUCGGUUUAUUAUUAUACGUUCUUUGAAAACCUGGAACUUUGGAAGCAGAAUGAGUGAUGCAAUAUAAGCAACUGCAUGUAAUUUGCAGGAUUUGUUUUGGGUGCGUGUGCUCAGACUCCACAUAUAUCUGACUGUCUGUCUGCAUGGGAAAGUGCAAAAUAGUCUCUGCCUGGAGAAGACCGUUCAGCCCCUUGCUCAGGAUUCUUUCUAUUUCCAGUGUAGCUCAAUUUGCCUUGAAUUUCUUUGUGAAAUGUGGGUUCCAGAACAUUUCAAAUAGUUGUUGUUGAAGACCUGCCAUUUUGCCUUUCUCAAGAGUGGCCAGGCUCUCGUGCGGAGGCAAGGCCUGACAGGAACUGCUUCUUCUGUCCUGGUCCUUCUUCAGGGUCUCAGGCCCAACUCUUUCCUGUUCCUCUCCUAUCAUUGCAAAAAUCAUCAAAUACCUAGGUUGACUGACUGAGCAAAAUGAGCCAAUCCAUGUACAUACACUGGUGCCUGGUGUAAAACUUGCCGCUCUGAGUGUUGACAUCCUGGGGGGGGGUGUUCUUUUGUGGCCUGAACCCAAAGUAGUCUCCCCUACUUCCAUUCUCACAGACUUUCUCUUCCCCCUUCACUGGUGAAUCUGCUGAAGUCAUGGCAAGCAAUCUUCCCAGCUUAUGUUGAUGGGAUUGAGGCAGAGUCAUGUGCCGAAAGAGAGAGGCGCAAGGGCACCAGGUCACAAGUAUGGCUUCAGACAAGGUUGAACCCCAGAAUCUCUUUAUAUGCUCCAAGAGAAUGUGAAGUCCUGGCCUUGAUGUGGGGGUGUCUGUGUUUAUCAGAUGAUGAUUUUUGUGUGCCAGAUUUGCCAGUGCAUUGCCUAACUGCAAAGACUUUCAGCCAAUUAAUGUCCCAUACUCAGAACUACCAAACACAUCAGAGUUUAAUCUUUCUCAGCCUGCCAAUAAAACACAGUGUUUGUGCUGACA
Molecule: messenger RNA, 6433 nt
Organism: Rhineura floridana
Lineage: Eukaryota; Metazoa; Chordata; Lepidosauria; Squamata; Rhineuridae
Gene: MMP15
Product: matrix metallopeptidase 15
Exons: 10
Coding region: 1140-2963 (607 amino acids)
Biological process (GO): extracellular matrix organization; proteolysis; collagen catabolic process
Cellular component (GO): extracellular matrix
Molecular function (GO): metalloendopeptidase activity; zinc ion binding
Source: RefSeq, a predicted model, not a curated record